Penicillium roqueforti is the source of this 1197-nucleotide messenger RNA. Its product is annotated as NAD(P)/FAD-dependent oxidoreductase. Gene Ontology annotation, molecular function: flavin adenine dinucleotide binding; electron-transferring-flavoprotein dehydrogenase activity. Lineage: Eukaryota; Fungi; Ascomycota; Eurotiomycetes; Eurotiales; Aspergillaceae. The transcript has 6 exons. Bases 1 to 1197 code for a protein of 398 amino acids. Gene Ontology annotation, cellular component: cytoplasm. The record is from RefSeq and is a predicted model, not a curated record.
AUGUCGACCCCAUUACGGAAUAUUAUUGUUGUUGGCGGCUCGUUCGUCGGGCGUAUGACAGCUCAGGAGCUAGCAUCCAUUGUGCCUUCAACACAUCGGGUCCUCUUGACUGAGCCACAUAGCCAUUUCCACCACCUUUUCACCUUUCCUCGGUUUGCGAUUGUUCCGGGUCAGGAGCACAAAGCAUUCAUUCCGUACAGUGGUAUCUUCAAGGCGUCGCCCAAUCCCUCCAACCAUGGCGUAGUCCAGGCUCGCGUUCUAUCGGUCAAGCCCAAUCAUAUUGAGUUGGACCGUGAAUGGCAUGGCUCAAAGGAACUUCCUUUUGACUAUGUCGUUCUUGCGACAGGCACCCGUCUCUCCAAGCCUGCGGCUAUGGACGAUGAUGAUAAGGCAUCGUCAGUCGAGUAUCUACAAAAGCAUCAAGCUAGCGUUAAGAGAUCCAAGUCGAUUUUGAUUGUCGGUGGCGGUGCUGUCGGUGUUCAAAUGGCGACCGAUCUGAAAGAAUAUUAUCCAGACAAGGAAGUGACCGUGGUUCAAUCUAGGCCGCAGGUGAUGCCGAACUUCCACUUUGGGCUCCAUCACCUUAUUAAGAGACGAUUUGAUGAGUUAGGGAUCCGACUCAUCACUGGCUCUCGAGUCAUUGUUCCACCGAGUGGAUUUCCCAACGAUGGUAGUACCUUCGAUGUCCAUCUCACAAACGGUAACACCGAGUCCACGCAAUUCGUCGUCCUAGCCACCGGACAAACUCCAAAUAACCAGCUGGUGGCAGACUUGAAGUCUUCUCGCCCGGAUAGCGAGUCGGUCAUCAAUCCAGAGAAUGGAUUUAUUCGCGUUAGACCCACUAUGCAGUUCCUAGAUGAAGAAUAUUCGAACAUGUUUGCUGUGGGUGAUAUUGCAGAUACCGGUGCCCAAAAGGCCGCUCGUCCAGGCUCAAUACAGGCAGCAGUUGUCGCGAAGAACAUACUGGCUUUAAUUGAAGGACGCGCUGCCGAGAACACUUUUGUUAAGGGACCUGGGGCCAUUCAUUUGACACUCGGCAUGAAACAUAAUGUCAUUUUCCGCAAUCCCGAUACUGUGGAUGGUCAGACAGAGCCCUGGAUCAAGCCAAAGGAUGAUGGCCGAGAGGAUCUGAAUGUGGAAGCUAUGUGGGAGAGACUGGGUAUCUCGGUUGAGAAUCCUCGUGAAUAUCACCUAUAA